GAGCAGAAAGACGCCGGCGAUGGGCGGGGCCAGCCGUCCCUCCUGUCAGCGGGACAAACAUGGCGGCCUCCUUCAGCCUGGCAGCGGCUCGUCGGGGCUGCGGGGCUCUGUGUGCGCUGACCCCGGCUCUGAGGCACUGUCCUCGGCCUGUCCUGGCUCUGACACACCGGCACAGCCACGGAGCCCCCCGGAGCAGCCUGUACGAGCACGUCCGGGAGGGAUACAGCGACAAACCGGACCUCAACAUGAGCCACAUCUGCGCCGACCCGGAGGCAGCGGUGGCCAACGUGGAGAGCAGGAAGGGCGAGCUGCGGGGGGACGAUGUGCGCCAGAUUGUGUCUCUGUGGCAGCAGCUGGAGGCGGUGAGAGCAGAAAUCUCAUCUUUAGAGGAGCAGAAACGAGCCAUCGGCGACACCGUCAAAGCCCUGGUGACCAGUAAUGAGAAGAAAUCCCUGUCCUCUCUCCCGGCGUACUCCGCGGCCCGACAGCGGGGCAGGGAGGUCAGACGCAGGCUGAGUGAGCUGGGCCCUAAACAGAACGACCUGGAGGAGCAGUUCUACAGCAAAGCCCUGAGACUCCCCAACGGCACGCACCCAGACGUGCCUCACGGAGACGAGAGCCAAGCCCGAGUGGUGGAGCUGGUGGGACAGAAGCCAAAGUUUGACUUUAAGCCCAGAGGUCACGUGGAGCUGGGAGAGCGGCUGGGACUCAUCAGACAGAGACACCUCUCCCACGUGUCGGGUCAUAGGUCGUACUACCUGAGAGGAGGCGGGGCCAGACUCCAGAUGGCGCUGCAGAACUUUACACUGGACAAGCUGCUCAAACGGGGCUUCAUCCCGCUCACUGUGCCCGACAUCCUCAAGGGGGCAGUCUUUGAGGGCUGUGGGAUGCAGCCUCACGCUCACCGCUCUCAGGUCUACGCCCUGGACCCGACCAGGAGUCCAGACCUGAACCUGGCCGGGACCGGGGAGGUCGGCAUCGCAGGUUUCUUCAUGGACCACGCUGUAAACUGCACAGACCUGCCUGUUCGGACGGUCUGCAGUAGCACAUGUUACAGAGCAGAGACGGACACGGGACGAGAGACAUGGGGCCUGUACAGAGUCCACCACUUUAACAAGGUGGAGAUGUUCGGGGUCACUGCAGAUGAGUCUGGUCUGGAGAGCGCUCAGAUGCUUCAGGAGUUUGUGAAUCUACAGAAAGAACUUUUCACUGAGCUGGAGCUGCACUUCAGAGUUCUGGACAUGCCGACGCAGGAGCUGGGACUUCCCGCUCACAGGAAGUUUGACAUCGAGGCCUGGAUGCCCGGAAGGAACAGCUACGGAGAGAUUUCGAGCGGCUCAAACUGCACCGACUACCAGAGCCGACGCCUCAACAUCCUGUACGAGAGAGAGGACCAGAGUCUGCACUACGCACACACGGUGAACGCUACAGCCUGUGCCGUCCCCCGAAUGAUCGUCUCCAUUUUAGAAACACACCAGACCAAAGACGGGUCAGUGCGUGUCCCCACAGCGCUGCAGCCGUACUUUGGGUCAGAUCUGAUCCAGAAACCAUCGUACUCUCCACUGAGGUACAUCGGCCCCAACCAGCCCAACAAGCCCCCCCGACCGGGCCCUAGAGCCCCCCCGACCGGGCCCUAGAGCCCCCCCGACCGGGCUCUAGAGCCCCCCCGACCGGGCCCUAGAGCCCCCCCGACCGGGCCCUAAGGAGAUCUGACCACCGCCUCUGUCCUCUCACACACAGAGGACCUGCAGACUUUGUUGUACCUCGUUGGUUGGAACUUCAGAUCUCGCUGUUGUGUCAUUGGGCAAGACACUUGACCCAUUUUGACUGUUCUGUGCGGCUGAAACACAAAACUGUCAUUUCUUCUCAUGUGAUG
Periophthalmus magnuspinnatus is the source of this 1876-nucleotide messenger RNA. RefSeq names its product seryl-tRNA synthetase 2, mitochondrial (gene sars2). The record is from RefSeq and is a predicted model, not a curated record. Gene Ontology annotation, biological process: mitochondrial seryl-tRNA aminoacylation. Gene Ontology annotation, cellular component: mitochondrion. The transcript is spliced from 17 exons. Lineage: Eukaryota; Metazoa; Chordata; Actinopteri; Gobiiformes; Gobiidae. The coding region runs from base 60 to 1637 and encodes 525 amino acids. Gene Ontology annotation, molecular function: serine-tRNA ligase activity; tRNA binding; ATP binding.